GUCUGGCUUUGCUCAGGGCCGGCAUCGGCGGCGGCGGCGGCGGGAGCCCCGAGCUGAGGAAGGGGCGCCAUGAACGCCUUGGGCGACCGCGGCCAUGGCGGAGCCGACUCCACCGCUUCCAUACUGGCCGAGCUCGACUGGGACGACGGCUUCGCCAUCCCCGUGGCCAACGCGGAAAACAAGGCUCUGGAGGACGAGGCGAGUUGGCGGGACUGGGUGGGGUGGGGUAAGAGAGGCCAGGGCGUUAAUAUGUUUAAUUUCAUAACGUGAAGAUCUAAGGAUGUUAAUGUUUAAGUUAAAUUUUAUAAGAACUGUGAUUUGGAAAACCGUUAAAAGGGCAUGCAAUGAAAUUCAACCACGGGGAAGCGAGGAAGUCACUUAACAAUGUUAAUAAGUGUAAUUUUUAAUAAGGCUAUGAUUUAUGUUUGUUUGUCUUAUGUGCUUGUUUGUUUAUAAUGUUGUGAAAACCAAUAAAUUUUUUUUGAGAGGCAAGGGCAGGUGGGGUGGGACCUCCUCUUCCAAGCCCCCUUGGCUCCAUCUCGGAGUCUGCCUUGGUCAGGCCGCACCUGGAGCGCUUUGUCCCGUUUUGGGGCGCCAUCACUGAAUAAGGACAUGGACAAGCUGGAACACAGGCAAGAGACCAAGAGGGUGAAGGGUCUGGAAGCCUAGCCUGAUGAGGAACGGUUGAAGGAUUGGCAUAUGUUUAGCCUGGGGAAGAGGAAAUACAGUGGUACCUCGGGUUACAUACGCUUCAGGUUACAUACGCUUCAGGUUACAGACUCCGCUAACCCAGAAAUAUUACCUCGGGUUAAGAACUUUGCUUCAGGAUGAGAACAGAAAUCGCGCAGUGGUGGCGCGGCAGCAACGGGAGGACCCAUUAGCUAAAGUGGUGCUUCAGGUUAAGAACAGUUUCAGGUUAAGAACGGACCUCUGGAAUGAAUUAAGUACUUAACCCGAGGUACCACUGCAUAUCCACCUUUCACAUAUCUUCAGGGGUGUCCCAUGGAAAGAGGGAGCCAGCUUGUUUUCUCCUGCUCUGGAGGGUAGAACUCGAACCAGUGGAUUCAAGUUACCAGGAGGAAGGAGGUGCCAACUAAAUGGCAGGAAGGACUUCCCGGCAGUGAGAGCUGCUCGAGGGUUGAACGGCCUCCCUCGGGAGUCUGCAGACUCCCCUUCCUUGGAGGUUUUUAAGCAGAGGUUCGAUGGCCAUCUGUCCCCUGGGUGCUUCGGUUGAGAUUCCUGCAUUGUGGGGGGUUGGACUAGAUGACCCUCGGAGUCCCUUCCAAGUCUACAUGUCUGUGAUGCCGAUUAAAAAUGAGUGGGGCUGUAAAGGCUCCCCACUCCAAAUGUUAUUGGAGUGGGGAGGAGUGGGAUCUCCUGGAAAGUGAAUUGUGGGUUGGGUGAUUUUGGCCGACCAGCCCCCCCAAGUGCAGGAAUUUCCUCAACUGUGUGCUUAGUGUGCCACAACCAUUGCUGAUAGAAGAAUUGAAACCGAAGAAUCCCCCCCCCCCAAAAAAAAACCCCCCACACAAAAGUGUCCACCUGUUUUCUCAUUGCAUUAUGCUCUGGUGCAAAAAUUCUUCCAGUCAAACUCUACUUCCAAGGAUGCUCUGUGUGUGUGAAAUAUGUGUGUCUCAUCUUUGCAUAGGGUGUGAUGGGGACAUUUCAGUCUUUCCCCGGUACAGAGAUGCAGCAACAUGGCACUGGAAGCGAAUUUAAAGAAGAGCCUUGCUUCUAGGCCUUCAGUCACACUUAGGGGUCCAUCUGAAACUGGAUUCCAAGCAGCAACUGGUUUUCAGAGGCAUAUACUGCCUCAGCGCAUUUAGUUGUCAUGGCUAAGAGCUGUUAAUAGACCUGCGAGGCUGCUGCUCCAUCUCUGCAUGAGUACAUCUACUUUGGGCUUGCUGCCUUCCAAUGCAGAGUGACUAGUGCACAGCAGAGCCGGUUCAAAAUAGGAAUUUUCUUCAAGGGCAAGAGCGAAGAGUUCCUUGAAUUCAGAGGAGAAAAUAAAGCAUGCCUCAACCACCUGGGGUUUGGGAAACAUUGUGCUGAUGCAGUAUGGUGCCUUGUAGGGCUGUGUUCUGCUCUUUAUAUUUCCGGAGCUGUCCGUAAUUGGUCAGAAAAGUUGGCUUGGGAGAGCACUGCUGGAUCAGAGUAAAGGUCCGUCUGCUUAUUUUAGUUCAGCAUUCUGUUUCCUUACACUGGCUAACCAGAUGAGGUAGGAACAUGAGCUGGGUGUAAAGGCGGCCCUUAUUGUUUGUGCCCAGCAUAUGGUAUUCAGAGAUGAAUUGACUUUGGACAUGAAGGUUCCAAGUUAGCUAUAAUAGCUAAUAGGUGUUAAGAGAGUGCAUUUAUGUAAUCAUUUUAAAAGGCCAUUUAGGCUAAAUGCCAUGUGGCAGUAAAUUCCAUUAUAUAUGCAUUAUGGUUGAAGUUUGUCCAGUCUUCUGCACGAACACAUUUUAUAUCCAACCCAGCCUAAAUCUAUUUUUACACAGGGUUAGGCUGCGUGUAUUGGUUAAACUGUGGCAAAGUAUGGCAAACAGGGAAGGAAGUAGGGUUAACUUGCCUUUAAAAGUGGAUAUAUUUUAUGGAUGGCUGUGCUGACAUUCCCAUUUACUGUGUGUUUCCAGUGCUGGGCAUUUAAUGCAUAUGUAUCCUGAAAUUUGGUGUAAAAUGCUACUGUUUGAUGUAUUGUUUCUUAAAACAGCUUCACACUGAUUGGAUCCUUAAACCUUUCUUAAUUGCUAAUUCAUUUCUAACCAAAGUGUAAACACCUUUGCAUGGGGUAAAGACAUCCCCACCCUGUCAACAUACCUUGGUGUGUACACAAACAAACAUAUCUGAUGAAUUGAAGAUGUGGUGAUAGAAACAGCUGGUAAGGGGAGUACUGUGAAACAUGCUGGGCUGCUAGUGGUGAAAUGUGAAUACACCAAUUUAUUUCUGAACAAAUCACCAAAUAUGUUCAUGUAUGAAGACUUUGUGGUUUUUCUUCCCCACCCCUAAAUGCAAUAGUAUCUAAAAGACCUGACCAUCUUCUGAUCUUCUAAUACUUCUAAUAUUUUGUAACACUAAAAUAUAUUGAAUUUUGUUUACAGCUGCAAAAAUUGCAAAAAGAAAAGGCAAACUUACAAAAUCAGUUGACUGACUUUGAAGACCGUAUUGCUGCAAUGACAUCACAUUUGAAGAACGUCAGGCAGGAGUUUAAUUUGACACAGGUAGAUGCUUAAGAGUGCUUCUUUGGUGAAAUACAUGUGUAAUGUAGUCCUGUGCAUGUUUAUUUUGAAGUAAAUCCCACUGUGUUCAGUGAGGCAUAUUCCCAACUAAAUUGGCACUGGAUUUCAAUUUUAUCUAAAUAUACUAAUCUUUCUUCCCUUCAAGGUAGUAAACAUAAGAUUCCAUGUGAUCUCCCAUCCAGACACUAACCAGAAAUGUUGCUGUAUUACAGCCUUUCAGGCCUGCCAUCCCAUGCACACUUAUUAAGCAUAAAUAAACUUAAUGGAAUUUACUUCUAAGGAAAUAUGCUUAGGAUUGUUAUGCAGAGCUGUAAUCUUGUGUGCAAUUACCGUAUUUUUCGUCCCAUAGGACGCUCCGUCCCAUAGGACGCACCUAGUUUUUUGGGGGGGAAAUAAAGGAAAAAAAAUUUCCCUUUAUUUCCCCCCCCCAAAGCAGGUCGGGGAAACCGAACAAGGUCGAGGAACAGCGGGAUGGCAGCGCUGCGCCUCCAUGCUGUCCCCCGAGCUUGUGGGGCUGGCUGAUGUCUGCCCGGCGCGAGGGGCGCUCUGCUUCAGGGCGCCCCACCCGCCGGGCAGCCGGCUGCUAUCCGCAGGGUGGGGAGCCCUGCAGGGAACUCCUGCUGGGCUCCCCACGCUACGGAUGUCUGCCCGGCGCGCGGGGCGCUCUGCUUCAGGGCGCCCCGCCCACCGGGCAGCAGGCUGCUAUCCGCAGGGUGGGGAGCCCUGCGGGUAACUCCUGCUGGGCUCCCCACGCUGCGGAUGUCUGCCCGGCGCGCAGGGCGCUCUGCUUCAGGGCGCCCCGCCCACCGGGCAGCAGGCUGCUAUCCGCAGGGUGGGGAGCCCUGCGGGAACUCCUGCAGGGCUCCCACGCUGCGGAUGUCUGCCCGGGGCGCGGGGCGCUCGGCUUCGGGGCCCCCCCCCCGCCGGGCGGCAGACUGCUACCCGCAGCGUGGGGAGCCCCGCGGGGACCGCCUGCCGGGCUCCCCACGCUGCGGAUGUCUGCCCGGCGCGCGGGGCGCUCUGCUUCAGGGACCUCCCACAGGGCUGCCUAGGCUGCGGAUGUGUUCCCGAAGCGGCGGGCGCUCUGCUUUCAGGGCGUCCGAUGCUCCGGGUAGCAGGACCUCCCGCAGGGCUGCCUAGGCUGCGGAUGUGUUCCCGAAGCGCCGGGAGCUCUGCUUUUAGUGCGCCUGGUGCUCCGGGAAGCAGGCUGCUAUCCGCAGCCUAGACAGCCCUGCGGGAACUCCCGCAGGACUGCCUAGGCUGCGGAUGUCUUCCUGAAGCCUGGAGAGCGAGAGGGUUUGGUGCGCACCGACCCCUCUCGCUCUCCAAGCUUCAGCGAAAGCCUGCAUUCGCCCCAUAGGACGCACCCAGAUUUCCCCUUCAUUUUUGGAGGGGAAAAAGGGCGUCCUAUAGGGCAAAAAAUACGGUAUUUGCAAAUAAGACACAUUUAACUCUGUAGGGUUCACUUCUGCGUAAACAUGCAUAAGAUCAGGGUACAUGAAACAGAAAAGGGGUGUUGAUCAUUGUUACUUAUGUUCAUUGUUUAUCAUUGUUGCUUAUUGUUGUUGAUUAUUUCCAAACAUAAUUUUUAAAUGAGUUGUAUUCCUCUUUUGUCAGUAGGCAAUGCAUGGCGGGUUCAUAAUAUUUACAAAAGAAAUGUUAUAAGUAAAAUGAUAUCAUUGAUAGUGUGGGCACUUAAAGAUUUAAUGGAUUUUUAUAAGUCAAAGGGAUUCUAGCAAAAAUGAGAGAUCUUAUAACUGGUUAUAUUUAAUAUGCUGGUUCUAGAUAAGAUUACGGAACUUCUUUGUAAGAGAUAGAACAUUUUAUCUGGAAAAAUAAAUGAUUAUUAAUCAUGACAGUUAAUAAUUUCUGUCAGUUAAUUCAUAUAGCAGCUCUUGAUAUUAAGAUGUUUGCUGCAGUUACUUUUUUUGAAUGAAAUAGACUCCAAAUUUGUAGAGAAACCCACGUGAAUAUAAUUAACGCUACAUUUGUUCUGCUCUGGACUACAGAAAAAUAAAAUAAUGGAUUCAAAAUCUCAUUUGAAAUGUUUGCAUCACUUGGAUAGCUAACCGUAGGAAACUGCUUCAAGAGAAAAUGCUGGAUCUUUUGUUAUACAAAACUCAUACCUUUCUAAGUCUCAGUACCUGUCAGAAAGGUUCUUGGAUAUUUACUUAAGUGGAACUCCUUAGUUGUAUGUUUUAUAAAUUUCCAUCCAUUUUUAACUUCAAUUUCUUCUAAAAAGGAAACAAACACAAAAGGUGCCUUUAAAUCAUCACUGCUUGUUAACCCUGAAAAAUAAUUAAUUGCCUUUCUCUUUAGUCUCUUUUCAGAGCCAGGCAGAAUGAAAUUGAAACUGAGCAGCAUUUUAAAUCCCUCGCAGAGAGAGAAGUGGGGCGACUGAAAAGCGAGAUUCAAAGACUGGAGAAUGAAAUGGUUUCAUUACGAGAGAAGAAAAAUAGUCAAGAAGUAUGUUUCAAGUAUUUCAUCACAUAUCUGAAAAAUAUAUUCCUAAAGUUGGAAGCUUUCUCUGCUGCUAUUCUUGCGCUGAGCUUCUCAGCUGCAUCAAACAAAGGACUUCACACAGCAACAGUUUUGAUAUUCAUACUGUUUUAUUGCAGCAUUCCCUCCUAAAGUAUUUUAAUGAUCCAAGUAUUUAAGGUUUUUAAUGCAAGAUUAGGGUACAAUGUGGAAAUGGUUAUCUGAACUACUGUCUUGGUUUACUUUACUUGGUCACUUUAACAUGGUUGAUUUGAAACUUAAAAAGCUGUCAGACAUUUAGUUCAUCUAGCUCAGUUCUGUUUACAGUGACUGGCAGGAAAUGUUUGUUGUUUUAGCCAAGUGAGGAUUCCCAGGUAAGAUCCUCCCUCUAUUGUGUGGGCAGAUAAUCCCUCCUCUACCUGGCCUGGUCUCCUUGGCAACGCUUCCCCCAGGUGGGAUUGGACAACUGACUGAGGUAGGCGGAGACCUCCAGGUAUCCCACCUGAGGGAAGGCAAAGCCAAGCCUAUGCUGUUGGAGCCGCUCCAGAUCUAGGGGCUGCGCGCGUCCACGCAAAGGGCGCUCCCCGUUUUAAGCGGGGAGCGGUCAUUGUUUUCUCCCCAAAUUUUUUUAUUGGUUUUCACAAUAUUAUAAACAAACAAACACACACACACACACACACACACACACACACACACACACAAGACAAACAAACAUAGCAAACAUAAAUCAUAGCCUUAUUGAAAAUUACAGUUAUUAACUUUGUUAAGUGACUUCCUCGCUUCCCCUUGGUUGAAUUUCAUUGCAUAUCCUUUUAACGGUUUUCCAAAUCCCAAUUUUUAUGAAAUUUAACUUAAAUAUUAACAUCCUUAAAUCUUCACCUUAUAGAAUUAAACAUAUUAAUUCAUCACUUAACAUAAAUAAAAUCCUAAGCCCAUUAAGUAUCUGCAAGCUAUUUCCGGUUAGUUUAACUUAACAAAUUUAACUAAAUAAUCAUUAAAUUUAUUCUAUUCUUCCUGAUAUUCCUCCUCCUUCUGGUCGCGGACUCUUCCGGUUAGGUCGGCUAGCUCCGAAAAAUCCAUCAUCUUCAUCUGCCAUUCUUCUAUUGUUGGUAAUUCUUGGGUUUUCCACUUUUUAGCUAACAAAAUACGAGCAGUAGUUGUGGCAUACAAAAAUAAUUUAACAUCUUUGACUGGCAGGAAAUGUUUGGGAUUGAAUCUGGGACCUUGGGCAUGCAAAACAUGUUCUCUAUUGCUUAUCUACAGCCUGUCCCUGCUUAUCACUCGAUUUUCCAGGAACUGUUUACUUGGAGCAAAACUGUACUUAAUAAGAAGCAGUCUCUUAUUGAGGUACUCAUAUUGGGCUAUUGUAGAAUCGCCUUGGGAUGUUUUAUGAGGUGUAACUCAUAAAUGAAGUAAGUAAAUAUUGUUACAGGCCACCCUAAUCUUUGCUGAGCAGUAGCAAGAGAUUCUGGGUUCUUCAUACUUAACCAGGGUUUUUGAUUCCUUGGAAAAAUGAGGCACAGCAGAGUUUGUGCGUCUUAGAAAUAUGGUUUAUUCACACAUAUUCACACCUGAAGCCUUCAAUGGAGGGGGAGUUCACAGUAUUAACAUUCCAAGAGGGGCUUGUCCUUCCCAGCAGCACAAGCAAUGAAUUCAGAGGCUUAGCUACAUAACUUGUUCAUCCGAACUGAGCCAAAGCUGGGUAACUGGAGGCCAGUGUAAAUUCCUCAGAAGGGGCAGUUUAGAGGCAUGGCAGAAGUGGGACCAGAGAGGGAGGACUUCAUCUGCAUCCUAAACCCAUUCAUCUUGGUCACGUGCCUUGGCAACCCAGCACAGAACACUAUUUUAAAGGCUUGUUUUCCCUCUGCAAAGCAGCAACAGCCCUGCUGCCAGAUGAGCUUUAGAUCUGGUGUAACUUUAUGCUGCAUUAUUUUCCCAGGCUUGCUUUAUGUGAGUUUCUUGUGCAUAGGAUUGCUCCCUCAAUAACAGUUGGUGUUUGGCAUGGAUUUGUAGUAACAGAUGGUUUUAUGCAUAUUAUUGGUAUGCUGUACUGAUGUUUUCUCAUAUGGCAUGAGAAUCCACUGUGUACAAUUCCACUGAACUUGCAGAAGAAGUAAGAAGUGUCAAAAGAAGUCUUUGGAUCCCAGCAAUGAUAAUGAUCAUUUUUAUCUCCUCCAAAAGGGUCAAACUAGAGUGACAUGUCAGCUGUGCUAGGUGUGUCUCUGCUUUUAUGCAAGUUCCCCUAGCCAGCUCCAGUGCCGGAAACUAGUUGGGUAGAGAGAGAAAAUGUUUAAAGCAAUGUAGAAGUAAGGUUGGAAAAGGGGAUUGCUUUUUGUCCCCUUCUCCACUCACCUCUUUUGCUGUAAAGUAGUAGAUCCACUUCCAGUUCUGGUUUUUAUAUGAAUAGGGUAGGUACAUGCUUAAAACACAUGUGACUGUCCCGUCAUGUCUGGUACAAAUACACAUAUAUAGGAAAGAUUUGGAAGCAGCUAGUCUGUCCCCUUACCUUUCUUGGAAGCAGUCAUGUGAAUUAAAGUCCUUUCAAUGUGAUGAGUUAGUCAUGGCCCUCUGUUAUAAAUACAACCUGUUUUUAUUUAUUCGGGCCCAUCACUCCCAUCUACUGUAACUCAGUGUCUUCGGACUAGUCUUCAGAGUAGGAUUUCAGAUUACUGGAGGGGCGAAAGGUAGAGAACCAAGAGAUACACAAAACAAAUUCUGACAGUAUUUAAACUCAAUAUUUUCCACUAGUAAGCAGCCUCAAGGUAGCCAGAGCAUAGCUGUUUGUUGGGCUAAUAAAAAUAUGAUAUUGUAUGGUUUUUUUAUUACAUCUCCCCCCCUUUUUUCAUUCCUACUAUAUUAGAACAAUAUUUUCAAAGUGACUCAGAAGCUGGAAGCCUUAAGAUGCCAAAUGAACUGGGACCAACAAGCUUUGGAGGCUUGGUUAGAAGAAUCUGCACGCAAAGACAAUGAUGCAGUUGCAAUCCAGAAGUAUGCACAGCAAGAUGAUGGCAAAUUGCAAGUAUGUAUAUAUUUUAUUUAAAGUUCGUGUGUAACACCCCCAGCCCCGCAAGUCCAUAUUACUUGCAGCAUCUGAUUGGAUAGGAAAGAGGUGUAGUGCCGUACUAAGACAUGAGAUGCGAAACAUGGAUGUUUGCAACUAUUAUUUCUUUAUUAACGGCAUUUUACAACAAAAUAAGACAAUAUCUAAUGUGAAAAUCUGGAGUGGAUUAUGAGGGGCGGGUGCAGAAUGGAGGAGAAGAGGUUUGGUUGUGCAAAGUGGUAUUCUGUUGCAUGAGCAAAACAGCCACAUUGGAUACUUCCGAUGGAGUUAUAAGUAGAUGGUCCAGAUAAUCUUUGAGUCCUUCCUAGCCUUAGGAUUUUAUGACCUGAGGUUUUCUUAAAACAUGGCAGUGGUAAUGCUUUAUUAACUUCUAACUAUUUUAUAAUUAGAGUUCAGUAUUUUUAAAAGUACGUUUCAUUAUCUUUUCAGAUGUUAACUCUACAGAUCGAAAUGCUGACUGUACAAUGUAAUAACAGACGCAGAAUUCUUGACAAUGAGCUUACAGAAACCUUGGCUGCUCAGGUUUGUCCACUGGAGAAUGGGUUUUGCAGUAAUACUUCAGGUGCUUCUUAUACCUGGUAUACAUUGUUAUUAGUUUCCACUUGUCUUUACAGAUAGAGCUGGAUAAAACAGCUGAAGAUUUCCGCAGGGUUCAUCAUGAAAGACAAGAACUUAUCAGGCAAUGGGAGAGCACCAUAGAACAAAUGCAGAAAAGAGAUCAAGAAAUAGAUAAGUGUGCCUUGGUAAACUAUUUUCUGGUGUUUUGACCUCUUAAGAUAUGUAAUUUCAUCUGGGCUUCCAUUUCCCAAAGAGCUGAAUGUCAUAUGGGUUUUCUCAUAUUGGUCUGAAUAUAAGCCACCCCAAAAUAUAGACCGCACUCGUAAAAUGAGUUCUCUUUGGAAAGAAAAAAAUGUCAUGAAUCUCUAGCACAAUUUUAAAAACACAUGCAACCUCUAGACUCAUCUCACACAGAAUAAUAUUGGGCAACCAGUGCCACCUAUUGAGAAGGGCAGAUGAUCUUUUUACAAAAAUUAUUAAAGCUCUCUGUGGUUCCUGAGGCCUCAUCUUAAAUCACACCUUCUCUACCUAUAAGUGCACAACUAAAGACUGUACUCAGGUUUUAUACAAGCCAGAUUUUGGGGGAAAUGUGGACUAUAUUCGUACCAAUACAGUAUAUAAUUGGGUUUUCCCACCAGUAACUGUUAAAGCAAGAAAACAGAACAAACAAUCCCCUGAAGAACAAAUUUAACUAACAUUUUUCUUUUGUGAUUCUUGGUUUGUUGACCCAGUAGCAUGGUUACAACUGAUUUGUAUAUUUUUCUGUGCCUAGCUUUUAGCACAGGCAAGGCGGGCAAUCCGUGCAAAGGAAAGUUUGCUUAAAGACAAGGUUCAGUUUUUGGCAAAUGAGAGCGGUAAUAACAUGGAGUACGAGAAGAGAAUCGCCGUGGCUGAUCGGCUAGCUACCAAACUGAGGCUAGAUUACCAAAAAGAGGAGGCCAAUCGAAAUCAGUUCCAGGAUGAGGUAAUUUUAACAUCAUAUAUAGUAUGGAGACUUUAAUAUUUUGCAGUUUGGAAUGUCACUUUGGAACAAAAUGUCUGCCCAUGCUGUCAUAGCAGAAAUAAGCUGUAAACUUGAGAAAGUUAAAGCGCAGCAAAAUGAAGACACCUUUCUAGAACUGAUAGUCCCAUUAUGUCUGAAGUUUACUAACAGAUUCAUCAGAAGAUGUUAUAAUCAAAACUUGUUAUGGUCAGUGCAUGUAAGGGAUAUUUAUACAUAUGUGGCAUUUGUCCAGGGGUUCAGACUUUGGGCAUUGGCAUUUGAAUUGGGAAAGCUGUAAAAAUGCCCAUGAUGCUUUGUCAACUUAUCUUUUGUCAACUGAAGUAAUAGAUUUACUCUCUCGUUUCACCUUUCAAUUUAAUUUUAUAAAAUCCCACAUGGCUAUAAAAUCUAGCCCCAAAUUUUAGAAUUUAUCAUUUUUACUAUUACUGUUAUUAACUUCUAGAAGUCCCAAUUCUGUAAAAGUUUUAUCUUUCCCGCCAGUACUUCAGUCUUGUGCUGAACGUCAUCAAUAUUUUCCAUUUUCAAUAUGGGAAACUGUGGCUUGGCAACCACGUGAGUUUGUUGCUCAGCACCUAUUUAAACUUGAGUCACCCAGAUCCUAAGUUCAACAUUCGUGGCCUAGUGAAGUGAAUUCUGUGGACUCGGUUCACUGGAGUGGACUUUGUAGUUUAUUCCAGCCAAACUGCACUUCACAAUCAAGUAGCAUAAACUGAGGAAAAAACCAAUACUGUACACUCUUUAAUUUCAGUAAGGUUUUUGAUAGGAAGUUCACAGAGAAAUAUACAUAAAAUUUAAAGUAAAAAGGUAUGAAAACAAGGGGUGCGCACCUAAAAUUGGGAAUGUUUGCAUGACGGAAAUGCAGGUUUUCUUUAUCAGAGUAAUAUUUGUAAUAGUUAGGUAAAGGGGAGCCCUGACCAUUAGGUCCAGUCAUGACCGACUCUGGGGUUGCGGCACUCAUCUUGCUUUAUUGGCCGAGGGAGCCGGCGUACAGCUGGUCAUGUGGCCAGCAUGACUAAGCCGCUUCUGGUGAACCAGAGCAGCACACAGAAACGCCGUUUACCUUCCUGCCGGAGCGGUACCUAUUUAUCUACUUGCACUUUGACGUGCUUUCGAACUGCUAGGUUGGCAGGAGCAGGGACCGAGCAACGGGAGCUCACCCCGUUGCAGGGAUUUGAACCGCUGACCUUCUGAUCGGCAAGUCCUAGGCUCUGUGGUUUAACCCACAGCACCACCCGCGUCCCUUGUAAUAGUUCGCUGUUAGUAAUAAAAAAAUAAAAUCUGUGUUAAAAAUACAAAAUCUGUGUUACAGUACAAAUGUGGGAAGUUGGUGGGCUGCCUGACAGCUAUGAUUUCAAAAUGACCACAGUACUCUGAAUAAACACUUAUGUUUUCAAUAUUCAUGAAACCUAACCAUUAGCUGGAUACCUUGAAAGCUACUGUGGAUGGAACUGCUUCAGAGUUAGAAGCGAUGAGGAUCAAUGUAGCUAACCUUAAAAAGGAAAUCCAAGAAAAAACUUUAAGGUAGGCAUUAUAAAUGGUGAGAUGACUACUAUAGUUAUUUUUAAAAUAUUUUUGUAACACGUACUAGAAGAAUAGAUACUUUAGACAAUGAUGAAAAGUGCCAUGGCAUGGGCAGAUUCACAAAUAUGACUAUUUAACAUUUGCUGAACCAUUUUUUGUUAGCUAGGGAUUUUUUUUAAGACUUAGGGAAACUUCGGGACUUGGAGCAUAAUUUAGGGCAAGGUGCCUUAUUACCUGGAUGCUAAACAUUGUCUACCCCACCUCCCCAGCUAGAAUUUAUUAUCUUGUCUUCUCUUUUCCAUACCAAUCUGUAGAUUCUCUCAGAAUGGUACAGUAUUCCAUCCAUUCUCUUCUACAUUCUGGAAAAGUAUGAGAGUUGACCAGGAAAUUCCCAAUUCCAUUUUUGAUAAAGCUUUAAAGGUGUUUCCUGAUUUCAUAUCUUAAUAUGUGAUAAGCUAUUAAGUGUAAUGAAACUAUCUGAUUUAUUUUGUCUUUAAACUAUACCAAAACAAUGGCUGAAAUUUGGGCUUCUUACUAAGUAAGUUCUUAGCGGUCCUAAAUAGCAAAUUACAUUUCUUAGAGUUACAUGUAUUUUAUAUUAAUUUGAGGGUUAGGGAUAUUAGCUCUAGUUUUCUCUUUUGAAAAUUAUAUGUAACUUUCCUUCUCACCCCAUAAAUCUGUGCUAAGGCUAAAUGUGAUAAAGGACCAGAAUGACAGUCUUGCGAGUAAACUGAAAUAUGUGACAAACCAAGCACUGACUUUAGAAGAAAAAGCAGCCAGAAUGGAAGAGCUCCUGAAAGAGAAAGAGAAAAGUGUCAAGGUAAAAGCAAAUAUAUAUAAAAAGCAUACUUUCUUUCACUGUUACCAGCAGUUUGUCAAAGUGCCAUUGGACAUGGAUACCUCUGACAAUUUGGUUUCAGUUUUUAUAUGUUACUUUACAGAAAUAUUUGUUGUCCAUGUGAGCUCUAUCUGAUUAAUACAUUUCCGCAAUACUUUGAACUUCCAUUAAGAACCAAGAUAAACGUAUAAGAAAUUUUGAGAUGAAAACCUGUAAGAUCAGGUGUAUGCCAGACAAAUGUGUUUUGACUGAAUUGGGAAUGAGAUUCACAGAGGAAAGAGAAUCAACAGUUCUAAGGUGAAGGAACUCAAAUGUUAUAACAAGCACCACAAAAGCAAAAAUCCUUGAAUCACCCAAUGAAUCACAGAGGAUGUAAGAAAAGUCUGGUCAUUAUUUCCACAUGGGAUUUUUUUUUAUAAGUAAUUUAAGGAAAACCUAUAAUAAUGAUCCUUACAGGAACUGUUCAUACGAAGAAGCAUGAAAGGUAAAAAUGAAUGGUAUUUUAAUCACUAUUCAGUUGUGCAAAGCUUUAAUAUUCUGGAUGACAUUAUUUCUGGUCUAAGAGGUUCACAAUCAAUGCCUGUUAUAAAAUCAUACAAUUAUAGAGUUGGAAGGGACCACAAAGGUCAUCCAAUCCAAUCCGCUGCAAUGCAGGAAUCUUUAGUCCAAUGUGGGGCUCAAACUCAACGACCCUGAGAUUAAGAGUCUCGUGCUACUGACUGAGCUGUCCCAGAAUCUUCAUAAGGAACUUGAGUAUCAACAAUCUGUAUAGACACAAGAGGUAGAUUAGUGCCCUUGCUAGCACUGACAAAAUAUUUUAUUGAAAUUACUUAAGAUGAGAACACAGCUCAGUUGUCUCCACUCCGUAUUGUUUUUGGGGGACAGGGGCGGGCUGGUGUGGAGGACUCCCUGGUCCUGAAUAGGGUAACUGUGCCCCUGAAGGACCAGGUGCGCAGCCUGGGAGUCAUUUUGGACUCACAGCUGUCCAUGGAGGCGCAGGUCAAUUCUGUAUCCAGGGCAGCUGUCUACCAACUCCACCUGGUAUGCAGGCUGAGACCCUACCUGCCUGCGGACUGUCUCGCCAGAGUGGUGCAUGCUCUAGUUAUCUCCCGCUUGGACUACUGCAAUGCGCUCUAUGUGGGGCUACCUUUGAAGGCGACUCGGAAACAACAACUAAUCCAGAAUGCGGCAGCUAGACUGGUGACUGGGGGUGGCCGCCGAGACCACAUAACACCGGUCUUGAAAGACCUACAUUGGCUCCCAGUACGUUUCCGAGCACAAUUCAAAGUGCUGGUGUUGACCUUUAAAGCCCUAAACGGCCUCGGCCCAGUAUACCUGAAGGAGCGUCUCCACCCCCAUCGUUCUGCCCGGACGCUGAGGUCCAGCGCCGAGGGCCUUCUGGCGGUUCCCUCAUUGCGAGAAGCAAAGCUACAGGGAACCAGGCAGAGGGCCUUCUCGGUAGUGGUGCCCGCCCUGUGGAACGCCCUCCCAUCAGAUGUCAAAGCGAUAAAUAACUACCUGACAUUUAGAAGACAUCUUAAGGCAGCCCUGUUCAGGGAAGUUUUUAAUCUGUGAUAUUUUACUGUAUUUUUGGUUUCUAUGGAAGCCGCCCAGAGUGGCUGGGGAAACCCAGUCAGAUGGGCAGGGUACAAAUAAUAAAUUAUUAUUAUUAUUAUUAAGCUUAGCAGACAGUCUUCCAAAAUGGCUAUUUUUGCAUAAUGGUACUGAUCUUGUAGUAUUGGUGAGACAACAUGAACUGGUUUGUGACACUGGACUGUGCUCUAUUCUAAAUGCUAAUUUUUUGGCAUAUGAUACUAUAACACUAGACCUCAAGUGACUUCAUAAUUCAACAAGAAGCACUUUAAAUUCUUCUUUGAACUUAAGUAUAGAAUUUUCUAAAUGUGGAUUAAUAGUAGUUGAAUUAAAAUAACAAUAAGGCAGAGAACCUGAAAGCACUGAAAUGAAACAACCUGACUGCAGACUGCAAGAGAUUAUCCGUAAUAUUCUUAGGAGGGCAGCUAAACCAUGUGCAGCGCUUUUUUCCUUACACAGGAAGUGGAUAACCCGAGAGCAUAGCAGUUCCACAGCUGAGGGGUGAUAGUUUAACUAGGAUGAACAAUGUCUGUAAUGUGUUAGUCAUAAGUACGCUUUCCAUCAAAAUUAGCCAUGCAUGUCUAUUUGCCACAUCUAUUAAUUCAUGGUGAAAAGAUAUGGGCAGGGAAUAAUGCACUCAAAAUUGCUUUCUUUCCAUUUGAGCUCCUGUUCCUCAGUGGCUGCCCCCAGUCUCCCUUGUAGGAAAGCAGUGUUGCUGGGGCUGAAUCUUAUUUAACUCACUGUAUGUUUUAGGAUCGCUAUGUGUUAUUAAAAUAUCUGAAUUAAGAUCUUAAUCAUUUAGAAAGAAUGAGAUCUCAUUUCAGUCAAAGUGAAUUAUAUUUUUGUGUUCAGUUAUGGUAAUUGCUAACGGUGUUUGUUAGAUCAGUGGAUGAAUAAGUUAAAACUUAUUUUCUUAGGGACAUAGUGGUCUGCCCUUUAGGUAGAUGAGAGAGAUAGAAUUGUCUGAGUGGUUGUCUUUCAGGUGACACUUUGCAACAAGUUAUAGUGGGAGUGAGAGUGGGAAUGGUCUAUCUCUAGAAAGAAGAGGGAGAGGCAAGAUGGAGGUGUCAGGUAAGGGGUGGCCUGGGUGCCAGAGCAGAAUGGGUGCAUAUCCCAAAGAGGGACAGACCCAUCCAAGGUAACUAAUCUUAACUCUGGUUAAACUUAAAAGUGCAUCCUUGUGUAGUCAUUUACAUUCUUAGGGUGCUUUCUGGUUAUCACUGUUUCGCUGGUAGGAUUCAGAAUGAAUGCUUAAUAAAUAGCGAGUGUCAUAUAACCUCCAUGCAAACACUCUACAAACAAAUUGGUCACCUGGAAGCAACCUUGGAAUUGGAAACAUUGAUAAAGCAACAGAUAGCACAGCAUUCACAUUUUGAACGUUUUUAACACCAUUAGGAGAGAGAGGCACUGGAACAACAUCUGCGAGACAAACAGUUCAAAAGAAUUAAGGAGCUGCAGAAACUUAAAGACAAGGAGAAGUGUUGCUCAGCUGAAAUAGAUGGACGCAAAGGACAGCUGAAAAACCUACACAGUCGCUUAUGCCGGGUGGAUGCUGAGACACUCAAACAACAAGAACUCAUGUAUAAGCAGGCAAGGGAUAACAAGUUUCUUUGUGUGUGUGUGUGUGUGUGUGAGCAAAGGGACAUCUGCUGCAAGAGAGGGUUUUUAAAAAGAACGAGAAAGCAGAGGUAGACAUUUAAGAAUUGGGAGAAGACCAUGGGCUGUGCACUCCUAAUUCUUAAACAUUCACUUUUGACAGGUGUCCCCUUCCUGACAAAUUUCUCCUUUCUUAGCACAGUCUCCUAGACUUUGUGAUUUGAAAUCCAGCUGUGCUGUUGAUGAUGGCAGAAGCCCAAAAUGGUCAAGAAAUCAUUUUAAGCCUUUCACUGACAUACAUAUAAUUGCGUGUAUAUUUUCAUUGUGUAGUUCUGACAAAAUCUAAAUCAGAAGUGUUUGCAAAACACAGUAUUAAGUAAGAGAAUAUUUAUUUGAGUUCAGAGUUAAUAAAGUUAUUGUUUUACCCUUCAGUUUUAAAAUAUAUUUAUCUGAUAGUAAGUGUCAUUGAUAUUAGAGGAAGCUAUUUCUAAAAAGGAAAAAAAAUCCAUUUACUUGGAGACUAAUUCCCUUUACUUCCAAGUAAAUAUGUUUGGAAUGGGAUUGUAUGAUUUCCAAAUCAGCUUUUUGCUAUGGCUCCUCUGAACCAUGGCUGCUUCAGGGUAAAUUUUUGAAGCGAUACAAGAGAUGAACAUGCCCAAAUCCUGUUAUUUGUUAAUGGGAUUUGUAUGCAUAACUCCUAUGCACCACUUUGAAAAUUUACCCCUUUUUAUCAGCAUCUACUGGUAGUGGUAAGAUUGCUACUCAGCUGUAAGCCUCCCUAAAGCAGACUCUCUCUGGGUUGGGGACUCUUUGUUAUAUUUUUAGAAGAUUACUUGGGAGCCAGCAUUGCACACCAUCCAUUUUAAGACAGUCUACAAAUGAGAAGGCCUAUAGGCCUGAAACAAUUGUACAGGAACAAUUACUUAAUUAGGUGCCUGUCCUACAGCUAAUUUUUUUGUGUUAAUGUUUUAGCAUGUAUAGAAAUGACUCUAAUUGUUUGCUUUUCAGCCUCUCUGUUCAUUUUAUUUCUUGCCUAAAAUAUUUUUAACAGGAUUUUUACAUACAGCAAGUUGAGAGAAGGCUGUCACGCUUGCAUGGGGAGCUUAACACAGAUGAGAAGCAAGUUUUAGAAGCAAAAGUUGCUGAACUUUCGAAGAUAGCAGAAGAAAAGAAACAAGCAUACAAUACUCUACAAGCACAGCAGAAGAAACUCCAGGUAGUAUGGCUUUUCAUCUCAUGGGAUUGCACCUACAGCGAUGAUUAAUUUAUAGCCCACAUAAUGGUCUAAUGUAACUGAUUGUUUGGAACUAAGCACAUUUGUCCUCAGCCAAUAUCAGGGCAGAGGUGUGGUUGGGAAUGCCAGUUCUAUAGGGGGAGAUCUAAUAUAGUAUGAGCAGGCAUCCUUGCACACUUCUCUUUCCUCUUUUCUAGAGGAUCAGGAACCAUUUGAAGCAGAUUUUGGGGGUGCUUCGGGAAUGCUGGAGUGGGGAAAAGAGAAACUAGACAUCUUGUGGUAGUAGGUUUCUGUUAUGCAAGCAGAUGGACAUCAGUAGAUGUCACCCAUGUUUCUGGGCUUCUUGGAAGAAGGAAGGGGUUUAAAUGUAACCUCAGAUGCCUGAGACCUAAAUACAUUUUGCUCAGGUAAGGAUCUGGGAUGUGGCAAGGGUCUACUGAUAACAAAACAGUAUUUAUGACCAAACUAAAAGCAACUCUUUUUUUCUUUCUUUCAGAAUGACAUCCAUUUUAUCAAGUUGGCUAUGACUAAGACUGGAGAAGAAAUGGCUGGCUUGACAACCAGAGUAGAUGAGCUAAAUCUUUUCACUGAAAAAUCAGAGAAGCUACUAAAAAAAGCCAGAGCAGAUAAACAGGUAUAAAUAAAAAUAAUUAUUAUAAUGCUGACCCGCACAGAUUCUUGGGUUCUUUGCACUGACAGACUGUCCAUGGCCCUUGGGCAUACCUAAAUUGACGUGUCACAAGUUUGGAAACCAAACUAUUAAAAAAAAAAAAGUUACAUCUCAGGAGGCUUUGGAUUUAGUGCCGAAUAUUCUUUUUCUUUUGCCAACUGAAGGAUAUGUUGAUUGAAGAUAACCUCCUGAAACUGGAGCUGAAACGUGUAAGAGAUACCCUGUACAACAAGGCAGAGCAAGUUCUUUCCCUUGAAAAACGGAAGCAGCAACUUCAAACAGCAAUGGAAGAAAGAACUGCGGAUAUCAAAGUUCAUAAGGCAAUGAUUGAGACACAGAUAAGGAUAAUAGAGCAGGAGCGUCAGACUUUGAGGUAUUUGCCCUAUGUGCUGCAUGGAGGUGGGAAUGGAUUUCUCUUUUCAAGGAAACAUAUGAUACUGAAGGAAUCACUUUGGAAGACCAACUUUAUACUUGCUGCCUUUCUCAGCCUUGGUAGUUAGCUAAUUACUGAUGUACCUGUGUGAUUGGUUGUCAGGAAUUGCUAUUACUUUGCUGCUUCUAAAUUUCCUUGUACAAGAACUCUAGACGGAAGCAAACACACUCAAUACUUAUUCUCAGGCAGGGUUCUGUUACCAGGAGCCUGCUUUUAUGCCUGCUUGCUUCCUUGUUUAUCACAUUUGUACCCUAUCUUUCUAUAAAAAUGUAAAUCAGCAAAGGGCCCAAUAAAGGCUAGCUACAGUCAGUUACAGAAACUAAGAUACAAGCUGCAAGGGCCUGUUUUCUACAGCUUUAAGAAAUCGGGAAGUAAGAAUCUUUGUGCAGCGGGUGGUUAAAGCCAAGUGGGAAAUGAACACUCAACCAGCUGAUCUGGCAGCCCUUUUUUCCAUUCUCCUCCUUCCAUCCACAGCCCACGCAAUAGGAAAUUAGAGUGAUUUAGUGUGACUGGAGCUUAACCCCUCGCCAAGCAGGCAGGCUCUGUGUGUUUUUCCUGUGAUAAUUACAUGACUAAUUGGCACUUGCAUAUAAUUUGAUUUGGGGUUGCUUCCUGCUGUUGCUUAUUCUCUCUGAGCAGUGGCAAUAUUAAGAUACAAUCAGCAGGGGGCAGUUUCUGCAGCUGUAAGACUGAAAUGCCAAACCUUUAAAUAUUUGGGUAAGGUUCCUUGGAUGGCGGCUCCCCACGAUGCAGGAAUUUGCAAUGUAAUGUUGAAUUUGUCUCCUUCUGUGUGUGGGGAUUUGAGACAACUGUGAAUCGGGAGGACUGGGUACCAACAGCAACUACAAUAGAUGGGUAUACCACUAGCCUAAGUACUGUGUUGUCUGUUUUUAAUAGUGACAUCAUCCACUCUGCUAUAGGGUUCACACACAGUCUCACUAAAGGGAAGAGAUCCCCCAAGGACGCAUCUAGAUGGGUAGCAUUGGAAAGUCUUUUACCACGGCAGCACAGACUUCAUCUCAAUCUACAAUUGUUAAAUUUAACAAAAGAAAAGUAGCUUUUGUUAACGGAAAAAUCCGAGGGCUCCCUUGGACAAAAAACAAAGACACUAACCAGGAUAACUUGGAGCAAAACAGCAGCCUGUAGGCUUGGCCUUUAUUGAGCUGUUGCAACAGGGUGCUCCCCUCACUUGCAGGAGAGAGGAAAGACACAGAAAAAUGGUGUGCAAGGCCUUAUAAAAACUUUUGAAAUUCCCACCCUGUAGAUUAAGACCACCCCCAGAAACAUCAUGCAUACAUCACAGAAAGGAGGGGUUGAGGGAGGAGUUGUGGUGGUAACCUGAGUGUCCUGUCACCUGGCUGGUUCCCCCUUUCCCCCUCCCCAUGAGUACUUUCCAGGUGACAAAGGGGAGUUUCCAGUUUCCUGCCCCCAGAGGGAAGAUCUGAUCAUUGUCCUUUGUUCCAGUCCAUGCUGAAUCCACUCCCAUAUGCAAGUUCUUUGUGAUCUUGAUUGUCUUCUGUCUGGGACCAUCAGGGUUGGCAUAGCAACUGGGCAGGGCUCCUGUGGAUGUGCUGGUAUGCUCAAGGGAUUAUGGUGGCCUGUAUCAAACCUUCCCCAUUUUGUAGUCCUUCCUUCAUGGAGUAAAAUAAAAGUGGAACAGUGCAAAUCCGAUGUAUGGUUGCUUUUCUAUGAAUUUAUAACAGAAGCAUAGCGUAUGUAGUGUGUGAGUGUGAGUGUGUGUGAAGUUUGUACAAACUGAAUGAUUGGGGGGGGGGUUUCCUGCAACACUUUGAAAUAGGACAGUUCUCUGCCCCAAACCAUCUCCUCUCAAAGCGGCUUCUCCUCACUAGAUGAGCUGACUGCCAGGAUUUUGUGCAUACAUUUGCAUGUAGUUUGUAGCCCUGCUCUUACUUGGCAGUCACAGGAAAAUCAAAAAGACAUUUCAAAGAAAGGAUCACAUAUGUCUGUGGAAGCUCCAUGGUCCGGGUAGGAGGGACUGCCGGGAAACCCAAUCUCAGUGAUGCACAAAGGCUUUCCCCUCUAGCCUUCAACACUGUCCAGAUGUUCUAUGGACAUGGAUGGGCCUGUAGGUUUAAUAGCCUUUUUCCUCUACUGAUUGGAAAGGAGGAUCUUUGUGGAAUGCUCUCCUCAGGGAAAUGCACCUGGCACCAUCAUAGUCAGGCUAAGAAAAUUUUAUUUACCUAGGCUUUAGGUGCUUAAGUUAGCCUCUGCUGUGCUGUUAAUCUUUCAGUGGGGUAUAGUAGGACUUGUUUUUCUUACAAAUUUAGAUUUGUAUUGUAUGUUUUUUUAAAAUUGCUUUUAAUUGCUUUUACUUGCUUGUAUUUUAUUUUGCUGUAAAGUUGCUUUGAGUUUUCUUUUGUAUAAAGCAAGUAAUAAAAGCGAAACAUAAUAAAAUAAUAAUUACUUUCAAGUCAAGCCCCAGUACCCCCAACAGGUGUACCUGAUUUCUUAGGAAACGUUGUCUCACUUAUUUAUGACCAAGAGUUAAAUGAUUUUCUUUCAAACCUGUUAGUCAUUUUCUCCUAUUCUUCUCAAAUCAGUUCUGAGUUUCAUGAGCGACUGGGUAAAAUUGAGAAAUUGAAGAGCAGAUAUGAAAUCAUUACCGUUGUCAUGAUGCCCCCAGAAGGAGAAGAGGAGAAAACUCACACUUAUUAUGUCAUCAAGGUAACCUUCCAGCUCGGAUGCUGCCCAUGAACUUGUUGAAUUAUCCAUACUUCAUCUCCAACCUCUGCUGUUUUCAUUACUGGGUAUCCUGCGUCUAUCCAGUGUAGGAUUGGACUAUGGGUUGGUUCAUAACUUCCUGAUCUGCCACUUCAACAUAGAGAUCAUUGAAGUAAUCUCAUGAAUUCGAGGGAUUGUGCAAUCAUCCCAAGGGUAAAUGAAAGAAAAUAUCCACAACCAUCUUCAAAAUCAGAAGGAAUAGACAGGGGAGUGGGCCAAACAACUUUUUGUAGUAUUUCUGACUACACUUGUUAUUGAAGAAGGAAAAUGUGGCACUUUUGACAUUGGCCUAGGAAGCAGAAGUGUGUGUUGCCAUUCAGUCUAAUCUUUCCACUGGUGGGCAGGGCACGUUACAAUUUCAGUGCCAUUUAACAGUAAGGGUGUUGCUUUAUAAGAGGAGUCUGUGGUCAAAACCUUGAGAGAGGUUUCAUGUUACCAUGUGCGUGGUGUCUCAGAAAAGGCUUGGGGGGGGGGACUAAAUGUGUUUAUUCAUUUUCAAAAGUUAUGAACCAUAACAAAAUCUCCAUCACUCCGCCCCUCCCCUUGGAUCAACCUUUUCAUUGGGUCCUGAUCCAAAGUUGGUAGACUGGGGUCAGAUAAAAUUUCUUCAUUGGCCACUUCUGACCAUAUACCUAGAAGAGUUUGGAUUUGAUAUCCCGAAGGAGUCUCAAAGGGGCUAACAUUCUCCUUUCCCUUCCUCCCCCACAACAAACACUCUGUGAGGUGAGUGGGGCUGAGAGACUUCAAGGAAGUGUGACUAGCCUAAGGUCACCCAGCAGCUGCAUGUGGAGGAGUGGAGACGCGAACCCGGUUCACCAGAUUACGAGUCUGCCGCUCUUAACCACUACACCACACUGGCUCUCUCCUACACUUAGGGCUUGUUAGCAGCCCCCUCCCCAUUUAACUGAACUCUGAUUUAUCCAGCUGUUUUAGGCAUUCUUUUGAACUGAAUAGGUUGCACAUUCUCUCCCCCUGCUUUUUCAUAGCUUCCUCACACACUUUUCCUGCAUACCUCAUUCAAAACAUGCUGGGUACUAUUCAUAGGGUUUUAGCUCCACUUUUGCCUGCCCUUCUGCAAAGUUGUUUUUAAGAAAGUAUGCUGCACUUUGUUCCCAUGCUGCUCUUAUUAUUUAGGCUUGGAAUAGGUUUGAAAAAUAGAAGUAUCUAUUAAAGGUUGAGUAACUGCAGCCUAUCCCACUCCUUAGGUUCUGUGACCUAUGCCCACCCUACCAUUUCAUGAGUCUUUUGGGGUGACAGGCAGUACAGUGGUACCUAUGGAUGCAAACGGGAUCCAUUCCGGAGCCCUGUUCGCAUCCAGAGCAGAACGCAACCCGUGUCUGCGUGUGUCGCGAUUUGCUGCUUCUGCGCAUGAUGUCAUUUUGAGCAUCUGCGCAUGCGCAAGCGGCGAAACCCGGAAGUAACGCGUUCCGUUAUUUCUGGGUCGCCGCGGAGCGCAACCUGAAAACACUCAACCUGAAGUGACUUUAACCUGAUGUAUGACUGUAGUUUUAGUGGAAAACCUCAGGGUUGCUGGGUGGCCCUGUUAAACAUUUUCACAGGUGAUUCACAGAACCUUCCUGCUGUUGAAUUGCCAUGUAUCAAAUAUUCAGCACAUUUGCUGUUGAUUCACGCAAGCCUAGAAAUCUUUGCAUAUGUCCAGAUUUUCACCCAGGAUUGAAAGCAAGCAGUGUUGUGAGGUGUUAUUAGACAAUAUGCACUUGUGCUUAACUACUUACCCCUUUCUGAUAGAGGAUUCACAAACCCUCCAAGUCUCCCUAUUUUCCAGGGACAGUCCUGGAUUUACAGAAGCUGUUCCAGUUUCUGAUUUGAUCCCAGAAUGUACCAAUUUUUCUUACGAUGUCCCUAUUUUCAUCAGAGAAAUGUUGGAGGGUAUGGAGUUAUGUGACCCCCCGAGCCAAGGAGAUAAGUAACUAUACAACCUUAAGAAGACAUCUGAAGGCAGCCCUGUAUAGGUUUUUAAAAAAAUGUUUAAUGUUUUAUUAUGUUUUUAUAUAUGUUGGAAGUUGCGCAGAGUGGCUGGGGCAAUCCAGUCAGAUGGGUGGGGUAUGAAUAAUAAUAAAAUUGUUGUUGUUGAAUAGGACGUCCCUCUUUUCAUUGGAAAAUGAUGGAGGGUAUGGAUUCUUUAAUAAAUACCCAAGUGUGAUACUGCAGUGUAAGGCAGAUGGGGACUGGGUAUUAAUCUUGAAAUUCUGAAAUCUGUCAAUAGUGAUUUUUCUUCUUUCAAGGCUGCCCAGGAAAAGGAAGAUCUUCAGCGUGAAGGAGACGAUUUGGAUGCAAAGAUCCAGCUAGCUGAGAAAGAAUGUAUUGCCCUAGAGAAUACUAUGCAUGUGCUUAAUAACUGCAACAGCAACUAUCGAGACACAUUCAAGGCAGUCACAGAGAAAAGUAAGUAAGUAGGGUAAAAGGCUAAAGUCCAAGAGCAAAGGGAGAUCAGGAAAGGACUCUACUUACUAACUGCUCUGCCACAAACACUGCAAUGUAAUUUGCUUUUUUAGUCCUUCUAGGCUCAGAACAUGCAAUCUUUUCUAUGUGAUGCAGUGAAGUUAUGGAUGAAGAAGAUCCGAGUUCAAAUCUUUGCACAACCAUGAGCCUCACUGCAUCACCUGGGGCUGGAAAUGCUUGAGCCACCUAAAAAGAUUGGGACUUGAAAUGCAGGUUGCAUUAAACAACAUAGUUCCUUCCAGUGAUUUCAGAUGUACCUUUUUCUCAGAAGCAAUCGUUUCCUAAGUAUAAAAGGCAGGUUUAAUUACAACACAAGUAGGCUAUGCUACUUACACUGAAAGUGUAGCAGACUAUAAUACCACAAUACAAACUAGUUUGGAAAACAAACUAAAUUGGAACUUUAAAAUCUCCCCCUUUUAUUUGUGCCUGAAUAUUAAAACAGUGUUUUGAUGACAGAGAAAGCAUUUGCAGUUAACUUUUGCUCCCUCUGCUGGCUCUAUUACUUUAUUAUUAUGCCAUCUUCAUUAAUAAGUUGUGAGGAUUUUUGAAAAACUGCCAUGUUAGGCAGUUUUAAGAGAGGAACUUCUUUAGCAUUUAUUAUAUAAGGCAUUAAAAUGGUAUUUGAGUUGACCCUAGAGCUGGUUCACACAACACAGUAAGCCAAGCUAUGAUUUAGCAAGACUGAACAUGCAGACUCCCAUGGACCCAGGAGUUCACAGAUACUUUGCUCUGCAACAAUCCCUUUUACCACCCUUAGACAUAGUGUGUCAUCUGAAUUUUGAUUUGCAGUUAGGGUCUCCCUGAACUAAUUACAAGCUGCAAUCAAGAGCAAACCUAGAAAGGGCCAGAGGGGAGCAAAGCAAGAACAAACACCUAUUGGGGAACCAGCGUAUUCACACUGAGUCUUAGUCUCCCCAAGUCAGUUGCACUUACUAUGUUGUGCGAACCAGCUUAUGACGACAAUCAACACUGAACCAGGGUUAAGCAAUGUCUCACAUUAGGUCUGCAUUAGCCCAUAAACUUUUCAGUCAAGCACACUGCAUAAUAUUGUCAUUUGGAUUAGUAUAAGGUACUGUGAAUUUGUGUAGAUCUGAUCACUUUUGACAUCUCAUUGCAGACUAAAUGUUUUGAAGUGCAACAGUUUUGUUAUGCUGGAAGCAAUUCAUGCAGCCUCCUUUGCUGGAACGCAUAUCCUGUCCACAGUCCAGCAUUAAAUGAGUGUUCUAGACCUUUUAAUAAUUUAAACAUUUUAAAAUUAGUGCAUGACUUUAACAUCUACUUCUGUUUCUGAUCAUGUUUACAGUUGAUUGCGCCUGUAGCAGUGUGGACUUUUGCCACUUUUAAAAACUCUUGCUUAGUUUACUGUAGUUGGUUCCUUGUAUUUAUUUAAUAGCUGUAUUGGACUAGACUGGAUGUUUUAAAAGUAUUUUUUCCUGUAUGUUGCCUAGAGGCAAGGCAACCAAUAAAUAAUUGUAUUUUUAAUAGGUGAGGAGCACCAACAGAAGCUGAAACUGGAAAACGAGAAAAGAGCUGCGGAUGAGAAAUACAGAUACAAGAGAAGACAGAUCAAGGAAAUCCAGGAAGAUAUACAGGUAAAGAAACUUCUGUCUUAAGCUAAGUUUUAAGCCACUCUAUAAUCCUUAUCCAAAUUCAAACUUUUCUAGCAACUUUGUUCUUUUAUCUAUCCACUUCCUCACACUGUGAGGUGCCACCUUUGCUUUGCAAUUGGACAGGAAGAGGUGUAAAGGGAGGAAUAGAAUGAAGCAAAUUCUGUGCAAAUAUCCUAUGAAGAGUAUUUAUUCAUUCCAUAUUUUGCAACUGUCACUGUCUUUCCUACCAGUUCUUUUGAAGUCGUGUAGAUUUUAAAUUGCUUUAUAUAUUAUUGCUUUAUAUCAUAUAUAUAUAUAUAUGCUUUAUGUAUUAUGUUGGGAAAGAUGGAGGGCACAAGGAGAAGGGGACAACCGAGGACGAGAUGGUUGGACAGUGUUCUCGAAGCUACAAACACGAGUCUGACCAAACUGCGGGAGGCAGUGGAAGACAGGAGGGCCAGGCGUGCUCUGGUCCAUGGCGUCAAGAAGAGUCGGACACGACUAAACGACUAAACAACAACAACAUAUAUUAUGGCAGGAGAAAAUCAGGACGGUACCCACUUCCUCCAGUCCACGCGUUGGGUGUCACAAAACAUAGGGACCAGGCCCUCUAGAAGUCAGUGUUGGUGAUGCUAUUGGUGAUAAAACUGCACCUAUGCAUUUGAUUACACAGAUAGAGGCUCCUCUAAAAACAUGAGAAGUAGCAAUGCCAUUUAAGAGUAGAAGUCGGAGGAAGGCAUAUUGUUCCAAACUACACAGCCCCUACUAAUUGUGUUACCCUUUGUACAUUUUUUGUACUUUUUUAUUAUGGAGUAUGUCUUACCUGGUAUAUGACCCAGAAAUUUGCAAGGGUGGAAUAUAAAGGAAGUAACAAGUAAAUCACUAGUUCCUUGAGCUUUCUUCUAACUCUGAUAUCAUACUGUUGUUCUCAUUUUACAGAUCUGAGUUACAACUCAAGAAUGUGCCAAUGUGUAUUUUAUUUUAUUGUGUAGCAUUUAUUUAUUGUUUUAAAAUGGCUUCAAAACAGGUUUAUGUACAAACUUGUAUUUUUCCAGACCAUGCAGGGUAAUCUUGAUACUCUUUUGAAAGAGGAGGCUCUCUGCAGAGAAAAAAUACAAGAGAAAGAAGCACAAGCUUUGCAGUUAAGUAAAGACAUAGAUGACCAGAAGCCAAAACUAGAAAGAGCCACAAAACAGGUUAGUUUAAAUGAAGAUAGCAUUAUCAUUAUUAAAUGAAUUGUUUCAAUUUCAAUAAAAAAAAGAGAUAAACAUUGUCCAUUACUGCUAAAAUAUUUACUAUAUAAAAUCUGUUAACAUGAAAUCUAAUUGUUACCAUAGCAGCAUCGAUUAAACAAUACUUGUAAUACUUUUGUGUCUAAAAAGGUCGCCCGAGUAACUAGAGAGAUCCGAGCAUUAAAGAGGACUCAAUCAGAAACACAAGAAGAACAAGAUAUUGAACUUCGUUCAUUGAAAGAGUUCAGCAGAUCAAUUGAUACAAUGCUGCACGAAGUUGCAGAAUCAAAUCCAGAUUUGAACACAAUACUUCAGAGAUACUUCGAACAGGUACUCUCUCGUGUUGAUAAAUCUUCUUCCAAAAAACACCACCAAAAACCUUCAGAGACUUGCAGACCUUAAAACCAUACCACAAAAUACGGCCAUUUCAAAGUAAUAUCCUAAUAUGAACUCGAUAUGGUUGUUUAUAUCCAGUAAUGGUUAAUACCACAAUACUUUUUUUUUAGGCGUCUCUCCAGCUUCAGAUUUCUUCUCGGCUUAGCUUUCGGUCAUCUCCUCACAGCUCAUCCUCUUCAAAUAUGUAAGUGCUAUUAUAAAAAUGUUUUAAUCUUUGUUACUGUAUAGUAACCACAACAUUUAUCCAAAGAGGAUGGGGGAAAUGGUCUGUAUGCAAGGUAACUAAUCUUUCCUGACUGACCACUUGGCAGGAGCUGGGAAGAAAACGCACCAGUGACUCACAAUUUCAGUGGGGAAUAAAGGGGAGAGUUGAUUUGUUACUGGUACCCUGCACACAAGCUGUCACUAAAUACAGCAAGUAGUACUUGAUGAUCUACUGGAAAAGGAGCCCCACUUAAUUUUGGUCCUGACUUUUGACCAAAGAACAGUCGUUCCGUGUUUAUGGAGCUUACUUUUUCGGCUAGAGCAAAAUACAACCAUAUUCACACUAGUAUGACACUUAAAUCACCCUCAUGGAGUACUAAGGAAAGGCGCUUUAAUUAUUCUGUGAACCCCCCUGAGAUCUUUGGAUGAAGGGCAGUAUACAAAUUUAAUUAAAUAAUUAGGCCAGGCAUAGGCAAACUCGGCCCUCCAGAUGUUUUGGGGCUACAACUUCCAUGUUCCCUAGCUAACAGGACCAGUGGUCAGGAAUGAUGGGAAUUGUAGUCCCAAAACAUCUGAAGGGCCGAGUUUGCCUACACCUGAAUUAGGCCUUCAACAGCAUCUAAUAUCUGGCACACUUUUCCCCUUGGAUGGCCUUCAAAGGCAGCAGCAAAGGAAAACAGGGCAAUAUUCAGUGCUGGAGAAGACCCAUUAUUAUUGAAAUUUGUUAGUCACUUAAUUUUUCCCAAGGCAACCCAAAGCGACUUAAAACCAAACCAACAACCCCCAAAUGCAUUAAAACCAAGGGGCAGGGAGCGGACAUUAAAAACAUCCCACCCACUUCUAAAAGGCCACAGAUAAAGGCCAAAGGCCUGGUUAUAAAGUUUUUACCUGGCACCUAAAUAUAUAUAAUGAUGACGCCACAAGAGGGGAGAGCAUGUCACAAACAGGGAGCCACUGCAGAAAAGGCCUGCUCUUAUGUUUCCACUCUCCAGACCUCUCAUGGAGGGGGCACAUGAAGAAGGAAGGACCUUGAUUAUGAUUGCAGGGUCUGGGUCGGUUCAUAUGGGAAGCGGCGGUCCAUGUGUGACAAGCAAUUGAUAGCAGUAAAAAUAAGCUUAUUUCAACGAUCCUUUUGAAUGUGGUGUAAAAUGGACUUUAAGGGGCCAUUCUUGGCCUAAUGCUUUCGGAGUGUUGCUUCAUGCAUUUAAACAUACUGAGCUCAUUUCAAUAAGCUGUUUCUUAGCAUGUGCUGAGGUCAUCGCCUUUUGGUGGUGGUGGGGAUCUUGACUGAUUGGAGCAAGGUCUCACAACAGUCACAGCAAGUACAGUGGUACCUCGGGUUACAUACGCUUCAGGUUAAGAACUUUGCUUCAGGAUGAGAACAGAAAUCGUGCUCUGGCGGCGCGGCAGCAGCAGGAGGCCCCAUUAGCUAAAGUGGUGCUUCAGGUUAAGAACAGUUUCAGGUUACGAACGGACCUCCGGAACGAAUUAAGUACUUAACCCGAGGUACCACUGUACUGAGAAGGGAUCCACCGAAGACACUAUGGAAUCAGGUAGUACAGGCCGGUAGAGCAGCAUUGAUCACCUGCCAUGCGUGGUUCUUGGCUACCAAGAGAAAAGGGAGAAAGGUAGCAGGGGGCUUGGUGGGGGUGUAGUGGCAGGAGUGUCAGAUUGGCCCUGCCGCUAUUCACUCCCUAGUGCCAUGCCCUUCCCUCUUGGUAGUAAGUAGCAGUGCAGAGGAUUAGGAAGCAAAGUGAGCAGCACUGCCUCACUGGCCGCAACUGGAAUCAGACAGUAGCAAAGGCAAGAACCUCACAUGCCAAGAAGCGUAGCAAAGAUAGGGAACAGCACCAAGAGUACUUUAUGGGUGAGGCCAUGCCAAGUUUACCACCGAGAAGACCCUGUCUUCUUCCCCUGCUGCUGGGACAAGUGCUCAGGGAGGUUCAUUAAUAUCUUCCUGUACUGCUUAAGAUAAUCAUGUAAGAUUCAGUGGAGGGACCAAGGCAGGGACUUCUCUUUACAUUUAAAAAAAAAAAAGACAGGAUUUUUUUCACUGCUAAUAUGGAUGUUACAACAUCGUAUUGUUUUCUGCAAUAUUCAAGAUAUAUUUAUAGUGUGACAUCUUUCCUUUUGUCUUCUAGGUCCCCCAAGAGUUCAGCUUCAUCUGGUGCUCAACUUAAAGUUGUAUCUCUGACUUUGAGUCCCAAUGCAGAAACUCUUUCACGUCCUUCUAGCCAAAGCAGCUUUUCUGGAACCUCUCGUAGCAAAAGCCCCAAUUAGCUUUCAGUGUUAUAACUGCAGGGAAUGUCUCAGAGCUUUUAAAGACAUAAAUGAUUUAAUGUUUACCUACUAUUUAGAAAUACUAAUUUGCUAAACUACAAGUUUCUUUGUGGAUAAGUAAUUUAAACAUUGUUUACUUUGGGUUAUAUCAAACAAGCUGAGUUACUGGAAAAUAGAAUAAAAGUUGUUUUUUUAAAAAACCCUCAAUGAACAUGAAGUUAUUUAAUAAUUUCAGUAGCCUAAGAAGACUGGCUUUAAUGUUUCACAUUUCUUCAGGUUUUUUAAAGAUUCUGUAGCUUUAACUAAUGGUAAUCUUUAGAAAACAAUAUCAAACUGUGCUCCCCUGCCCUACCCGUCUCAAUAAACUUCCUCUAUUCAUGA
Molecule: messenger RNA, 29505 nt
Organism: Podarcis lilfordi (Lilford's wall lizard)
Lineage: Eukaryota; Metazoa; Chordata; Lepidosauria; Squamata; Lacertidae
Source: the annotation of a GenBank genome assembly